Messenger RNA from Hibiscus syriacus, 2001 nucleotides. Its product is annotated as pentatricopeptide repeat-containing protein At4g19191, mitochondrial-like. The transcript has a single exon. Gene Ontology annotation, molecular function: protein binding; RNA binding. The record is from RefSeq and is a predicted model, not a curated record. NCBI's taxonomy places the organism in Eukaryota, Viridiplantae, Streptophyta, Magnoliopsida, Malvales, Malvaceae. Gene Ontology annotation, biological process: RNA modification. The coding region runs from base 63 to 1952 and encodes 629 amino acids.
UGUUCAUAUCCAGGGCUAAUGGAACGAUUUCGUUCCAUUCAUUUGUAGGAAAGCAAUGAGACAUGGCAGCGUACACCACCGUUAAACUAUGGAACUCGCGAAUAAAGGAGGCUGUAAAUGGAAACUGUGCCAGAAAAGCCCUUCUUCUCUUUCGCCAAAUGAAGCAACAAGGAUUAGAGCCGAACAACUUGACCUUUCCAUUCAUUGCAAAAGCUUGUGCCAACCUUUCUGAUCUCAGCUAUUCCCAAUCUGUUCACACCCAAAUACUGAAAUCCUUAUUUGGGAACGAUAUUUUUAUACAGACAUCAAUGGCCGAUAUGUACGUGAAAUGUGGUCAAGUGGAUUAUGCAUACAAAGUGUUUGAUAGAAUGCCCGACAGAGAUGUCGCAGCUUGGAACGCAAUGCUUAUCGGUUUUGCUCAGUUGGGUUCUCUUGAUGAAGUUUGUAGUCUUUUCAAUGGGAUGAGGUUUGCUGGGAUUCACCCUGAUUCUGUCACUGUUGUGGGACUUAGCCUAGGGGUUUUGAGUGCCAAGAGUUUGGAAUUGGUCAAGGGAAUUCAUGCUUUCGGGAUUCAAAAUGGGGUGGCUGCUAAUGUUACUGUAUCUAACACUUGGAUUUCGGUAUAUGCCAAAUGUGGCGACUUGGCAUCGUCUCGAAAGGUUUUUGAUGAGAUUGGUGUAAGGACUGUCAUCUCUUGGAAUUCCAUGAUUGCUGGAUAUGCAAACUUCGAAAACUUUUUUGAUGCCUUUGAUUUGUAUAGAAGGAUGUUAGUGGAUGGCAUCAGGCCUGAUGCUAGCUCUAUUGUCAGUUUGAUUUCGUCAUGUGUUCAACCAGAAGCACUGUUUCGAGGAAUGCUCAUUCAUUCUCAUGGAAUCAAAUUGGGUUGUGACUUGAACAUAUCUGUAACCAACACCCUUAUAUCCAUGUAUUCCAAGUGUGGAGAUGUUAAUUCUGCAAGACUCUUGUUUGAUUGCAUGUCUUAUAGGACGUGUGUUUCAUGGACGGUUAUGAUUAGUGGAUAUGCUGGGAAAGGGAAUAUGGAUGAGGCAAUGUCCUUGUUUUUUUCAAUGGAAAAAGCUGGUGAGACACCUGAUUUGGUUACUGUACUUUCUUUGCUUUCAGGUUGUGGCCAGACAGGAUCCCUUGAGGUCGGGAGAUGGAUCGACGAUUAUGCCAAAUCUAAAGGGUUUAAAGAUGCUUCAAUGGUUUGUAAUGCACUAGUAGAUAUGUAUUCGAAAUGUGGUAGGAUAUGCGAGGCUCAGGAGGUUUUUCAUGCCAUGCCUGAGAAAACUAUUGUUUCUUGGACAACCAUGAUCUCUGGUUGUGCUCUGAAUGGAAAAUUUGAAGAAGCUUUAGACCUUUUCCAUCAGAUGAGGGCUUUGGGCUUCAAACCUAACCACAUAACAUUUCUUGCUGUCCUUCAAGCUUGCACUCAUGCAGGCUUUCUUGAUAAAGGGUGGGAAUUCUUCAAUAUGAUGACGGUGGUAUAUGAUAUAAAUCCGGGAUUAGAUCAUUAUUCUUGUAUGGUAGAUCUUCUUGGACGUAAAGGUAAGCUAAUAGAAGCAAUGGAGUUCGUUUUAAAUUUGCCGAUAGAACCAGAUGCUGCCAUAUGGAGUGCAUUGCUUAGUGCUUGCAAGGUUCACCAGAACAUUGAGAUCGGUAAGUACGUAGCCAGUCGUUUGUUCGAGAUGGAGCCUCAAGAGGCUGCCCCAUAUGUGGAGAUGGCAAACAUAUAUGCAUCAACUGGAAAGUGGGAUAGAGUUGCAAUGAUAAGGUUAUUGAUGAAACAGAAGAAAGUGAGCAAAUCUCCUGGGGAAAGCCUUAUCCAAAUCAAUGGGAAAACACAGAGAUUUACCGUUGAAGAUAGAAGUAAACCUGAUGGUGAGCUUAUAUUUACUUUGUUGGAUGGUUUAGCAUUGCAGUUAAAAGAUGGUGAUAUCCCCUGCAUUUAAUGUGGGAACUCGUUUAGUCCUCUAAGUUCAUUUUUCGUGGCUUUGAAUA